Messenger RNA from Talaromyces marneffei, 609 nucleotides. RefSeq lists its product as uncharacterized. The record is from RefSeq and is a predicted model, not a curated record. NCBI's taxonomy places the organism in Eukaryota, Fungi, Ascomycota, Eurotiomycetes, Eurotiales, Trichocomaceae. The transcript has 2 exons. Bases 1 to 609 code for a protein of 202 amino acids.
AUGGCCUCCGCAGCUUCUGGCAGUUCCGCAACACGCACACCCUCCAUCUCCGACACCAUCAAACACGACCACGUCGCCCUGCGCAACGGCUACAACAAGAUCCUGGGGACGACGGAUCUCGACGAAAGACGUAGAUGGCAGAACCAAUUCACCUGGGAUCUUGCGAGGCAUGCUGUGGGGGAGGAGUUGGUUGUUUAUCCGGCUUUGGAGAAAGUCGUGGCUGAUGGGAAGAGGAUUGCGGAUAGGGAUCGGGAAGACCAUCAAAUUGUAAAGAAGUAUCUCUACAAAUUCCAAGCCCUAAACCCAACCGACACAGAAUUCGAGCCUACCCUACGCAACCUCUGGGGCGAUCUGAGCGCACACAUCCGCAAGGAGGAGGAAGAAGACCUCAUACAGCUAGAGGAUGGUCUGACGCAACAGGAUUCCGCAAAUCUGACGAGUAGUUUUGAGAGGACAAAGAUGUUUGUGCCGACUAGGAGCCAUCCGAUGGCCCCCGACAAACCGCCGUUUGAGACGGUGGCGGGGCUUAUGGCGGCGCCGAUGGAUAAGUUGGCGGAUAUUUUUAGGAGGUUUCCUGAGGAGGCUUCAUAUGUUGACCCGUUGUUGUAG